CUUGGACACGUGUGCAGGAUGGACGGGCAGAACAAGGUGGCUGAGCUUGCAACAAAGCGGGAGAUUCUGGAGGCCGAGGUGGCCGAGCUGUCGCAGCUUCCGGUCAGUGGCGCGCCAGUUGUCUACGCGCGCAAGGGCAAGGUCUUGUUCCGCACCGCCGAUCCGCACAAACUUCGUCGGGAGAAGCGUGAUGAGUUGCAUGUUGUCGAAGCCCAGCUUGAGGCCACGUUCCACACAUGAUCGCAAGUGAUGGUGACGCUGCGUGGUUUGAGCUAGCUGGAUAUCUGCCGAUCAUCGUACCAUCUAUUUUGCCCCUCACCCCCCGAUCUGUUAGGUGAGCCUUCGCGGUGACGGAUGGGAUGGGUAGGGUUGAGCUAGAUAUGCUCGCCAUGGUCUGUACAACGUUGCUAUUGUGUCGAGAGUCGUCUCUGAUAGUUGAGCACCCCGACGCCGUGGUGUCUGCACACGAUCAUCGCCACCAAGCUCUGCCCGUGGGUCGGCUGAUGCGUUGGCGAGGAGGUACGGAUAAACAACAGUGUGUUCAUCCAGAA
Messenger RNA from Thecamonas trahens ATCC 50062, 551 nucleotides. RefSeq lists its product as uncharacterized. The coding region runs from base 19 to 240 and encodes 73 amino acids. The record is from RefSeq and is a predicted model, not a curated record. Lineage: Eukaryota; Apusomonadida; Apusomonadidae. The transcript is spliced from 2 exons.